Molecule: messenger RNA, 3607 nt
Organism: Eupeodes corollae
Lineage: Eukaryota; Metazoa; Arthropoda; Insecta; Diptera; Syrphidae
Gene: Moca-cyp
Product: peptidyl-prolyl cis-trans isomerase G
Exons: 8
Coding region: 171-3353 (1060 amino acids)
Biological process (GO): protein folding; protein peptidyl-prolyl isomerization
Cellular component (GO): intracellular membrane-bounded organelle
Molecular function (GO): peptidyl-prolyl cis-trans isomerase activity
Source: RefSeq, a predicted model, not a curated record
CCACACCACAUACGCAUUUUAUUUUGCAAAUGUCGGUUCUAGUUCUUUAAAAAGUAGAAAACUUCGUUUUUCUUGCGUAAAUAAGUUCAAUUAAAAAAAUAAAAUUACAAUUUUUAAUCCUCUUCUAGUGUAUUCACGUUUUCUAAUAAAAAUACCCUUUAAAAACAAAAAUGACCGUUAAUGCAAAACAAGAAGAUCCACCGCCAAGAGCGCGUUGUUUCUUCGAUAUUAAUCUCGGUGGUUUGCCAGCGGGCCGAAUUGUUUUCGAGUUAUUCACGGAUAUCGCACCGAAAACUGCUGAGAAUUUCCGUGCCCUGUGCACUGGUGAAAAGGGAAUUGGUUUGGUCACUGAAAAACCAUUGCAUUAUAAAAAUGUUAUAUUCCAUCGGGUUGUUAAGGAUUUCAUGAUACAAGCUGGUGAUUUUUCAGCGAAUAAUGGAACUGGAGGCGAAUCAAUUUAUGGCGGAACUUUUGAAGAUGAGAGCUUUGAAAUCAAACACAAUCGCCCGUUUCUGCUAUCGAUGGCAAAUCGUGGCAAAAACACAAACGGCUCUCAAUUCUUUAUUACUACACAGCCUGCUCCACAUCUUGACAAUAUUCAUGUUGUAUUUGGACAUGUUGUUUCUGGGCAUGAUUUAGUCCGUCAGUUGGAACAAUUACCCGUGGAUAGGAAUUCUCGUCCUCUGCAAGAUGCUAUCAUUUCAAAUUGUGGCGAACUGAUAAAACAAAUUAAAGUUAAAAAGGAUAAAAAGAAAAAGAAACGAGCAGCAUCUUCAGAAGACGAGGGUUCUUCGGAGGAUUCAUCAAGCGAAAAGAAGAAGCGCAAAGAUAAAAAGAAGAAAAAGGACAAAAAACGAUCAAAGCAUGAAGAGUCUGAGGAAGAAGUCACUGAUGUCAAAGAGGCAAAUGAAAAUUCAGAAACCUUAGAAGAUGGCGAAAUACACCCUCUAGUAUCCAUUACAAAAAUCGAUCCCGAUGAGAUUCCAGAAGUAUCUAAUAAAUUCCUUAUGCGUGGUGGAUCCAAACGAGAUGCAUCACAGGAAAACAACGCACGCGAUGAAGACCGCAGAGAGAGGGAUGAUGGAAAUAGAAAUCGACGUGACAGUGGCAGUCGAAAUGCAUUCGGAUGGUCUAAAAAGAGAGUUCCUACAUCACGAAGCGGACGUGUAGUCAAAGGACGUGGAGUUUUCCGCUAUCGUACUCCAUCCAGAUCUCGCAGCCGUUCUCGAAGUGUGACUCCACCACAUUGGAAACAGGCACAGAAACGAACAAUUAAAUUAUCCGACUUAGAAAAAUUGGAAGAAGAAAAACAAAUGCGAGAUGAAGAAAUCAAAAGGCGUGAAUCUGAGCGUAAGAAACGCCAUGAAGAAGUAAGACUCAAAGAUACCAAGAAAUCGUUUUACGAAUUGGAUGCAAAUGCCUAUGAAAAGCCAAACGUUGAAAAUAGACGCGUUGAUAAAGUUGCUGUUAGUGACAAACGUGAAUAUCCUGAUCAUGAGAAGGACAAACCAUCGGAGAGCACAAGGCAUAAAUCUGUCGAAAAGGAACAGAAGAAACUUGUCGAUAUGAAUGCUUUGGAUUAUGAAGACCAAGUUGGGAGUGAAAAUGAGGAAAGGAGAUCACGAAGUGAAUCGGUGGACAAGAAAUCGCCAAUUAAAACUGAAAUAAAUGACAAAGAGAAGAAAGACGAUCGACGAGAUAGAAGGGUUUCUCCACGAAGUAGACGAUCGCCGGACACGAACAGGGACAGGGAAAGACGUCGUAGGUCAAAUUCCAGAGAUGGAGACAGACGUAAUAGAUUCGCUGGUCGUAGAGCAGAUUUUCGCUCUCCACGCAGGCGAAAUUUCGGUCGUCGUGGGUUCGGUGGCAAUAAUAAUGGAGGUGGCUUUGGUGAUAGACGCAGGCAAAGGUCACGCUCGUUUGAUCGUUUCCGAAAUCGCCGGUCUCCUGUUCGCCGGCGAUCACCUGGUGAUCGUCGUUCACCAGUUGAACGCCGUUCACCCGCUGAUCGGCGUUCAUCUAGUGAUCGUAGAUCACCAGCAAGGCGUAGAACAUCCACCGAUCGGAGAUCACCGGCGAAGCGCAGGUCAUCCACAGAUCGCAGAUCUCCAGCCAAUCGAAGAUCAUCGGUCGAUCGAAAUAACCGAUCCCCGGCUAAUCGUAGAUCUCCAGCCAAUCGAAGAUCAUCGGUUGAUCGAAGUAAUCGAUCGCCGGCUAACCGCAAAUCUUCUUCUGAUCGUAGAUCACCGGAUAAUCGUAAAUCGUCUCCCGAACGUAGAUCACCUGCAAAUCGCAAAGCAUCAACUGAUCGUAGAUCACCCUCAAAUCGAAAGGCUUCUGCGGAUCGAAGAUCACCCACUGACAAAUCACCUACUGAGCGUAAAUCACCUUGUGAUCUGAAAACGUCUGUCGAACGGAAACCAUCAGCAGAACCAAAAUCCACUACCAAUCGCAGAUCGUCUAGAGAUCGAUCUCCGAAUAAGGAUAGAUCAUCGGGUGGCAAUAGAUCUCCUGCCAAACGCAAGCCCUCUACAGAUCGCAGAUCUCCGGAAGUAAGUAAAACAUCCUCCAAUCGCAGAUCAUCUCCUAAGCGCAGAUCUGCUGAUCGCAAAUCACCUGCUAAUCGGAAACAAUCUGACGAUCGCAGAUCACCUGCUAAACGCCGAUCAUCGGUUGACCGCCGUUCGCCAGCCAACCGCAAGUCAUCGGUUGACCGCCGUUCGCCAGGCAAUCGUAGGUCAUCAGUCGAUAGAUCCAGUGACAGACGUCGUCGUCGUUCUCGCAGCCCUCGCAGAAGGCGUGACAGUCGUCGAUCUGAGUCCCCGAGCAAACCAAAGCAAUCGAACACAUCUCGGGAUCGUCAAGAUAAUAAGCGUUCCAAGUCAAAAUCUCCACGAAAAUCAUCACCAGGUCCCCAAUCCAGCUCCACAUCAGCCCCGUUAAAUCCCCAAGAAGAACAAGAAAAACUUGCCCGAGAGAAAAUGCUUAAACGCGCUGAAGCCCUUCAACUAUUCAAAGACCACAUGCGCAAAGAAAUUGCCAAAGAAGAAGAACGCCGUGCCGAAAAGCAAAGACUCGAAGAUGAAGAAAAAGAACGAACUACCAGAGAACUACAAGAAUUGGAAAAUUUGAAAAAAGAAACUUUACUUAAGCUACAAGAUCAUGAUAAUACCAAAAAACAGCAAGUAUCAGAUAUUCCAAAAUCUAGUGAGAAGAGAGAAAGGGAAAAGGAAAGGGAAAAAGAAAAGGAUAAAGAUGACAAGCGAUCGUCUUCAUCGAAGGAUAAAAAGAAAAAACGUAGCAAGAAAUCAAGGAAACACAGCAAAUCAUCCAAUGAAUCAGAUUCUGAUUAGAGAAGAAGCAUGGGAGUCAGUUUUAUAAUUUCAGAAAAAACGUAAAUUUUCAGACAACAACAACAAAAAAAACAAAUUAUAUUUUAAGUGCAAUUUUAAAUUGCACCGAAAUAAUAUAAGAACGGUUUUGUGUACAGUAUUUUUAAAUAUUGCACGAAUUAAAUACCAAUUAAAUUAAAAAUAUAAUGAGUACAUAUUACCUGAAAUGAAAACAUGUUUUAAUACAUUAUGUGUACAGUACACAGCUAAAUGGA